Messenger RNA from Myzus persicae (green peach aphid), 1131 nucleotides. Its product is annotated as zinc finger MYM-type protein 1-like. Lineage: Eukaryota; Metazoa; Arthropoda; Insecta; Hemiptera; Aphididae. The record is from RefSeq and is a predicted model, not a curated record. The coding region runs from base 1 to 1131 and encodes 376 amino acids. The transcript has 8 exons.
AUGUCAAAACGUAAAAUUAGUGAUUAUUUUUCUAAAAAUACAAAUCAAGAUGAUUGUGAACCAACUUCUAGUAAAAAUUCAACAAAAACACCAAGUACACUGAAUGAAAUGUCGAAUAUUAGUGAAAAAACAUCAGUUUUGGUUCCGGUUUUGAAUUCAAUAUCACAAUCGCCUUCAGUGUCAGUAUUUCAAGAUCAGACUGAAAGUAUGCAUGCAAAUGAAAAUGAUAUAAGCUUAUUCGUAAACUGUAGAUUAUCAGAUGCUGAUAAAUUUACUGCACUUAAAAAUGUAUGGUUACCAUUGCCAACAUUUGAGUUUCCUUUAAACCAAAAAAAUAAGAAAAGAGGUUUAAAAUUCCAAUAUAAAUGGUUGCUUCAAUUUAAUUGGCUUGCUUACUCAAAAAUAAAAAAUGGUGCUUAUUGCAAGUUUUGUGUAGUAUUUUCAAAAUGUGGUGGAAUAGGGAAUCAGCCUUUAAAUAAAUUGGUAUUAGAAGCAUUUGAUGCAUGGAAAAAAGCUCUUGAGACAUUUCGUAAACAUUCAAAAUGUAGUUACCAUAAGUCUGCUGUUCUUAAUGCUGAUCAUUUUGUUAGUAUAUAUACAAAACAACAACCAUCAAUUAUUGAGGCUGUUGACACUGAUAGAGCAAAACUUAUACCUAUAAUUGAAUGCCUUAUAUUAUGUGGACGUCAAGAAAUCGCUCUAAGGGGACAUAGAGAUUCUGGAAAAAUUAAUGUCAAUGAUGAUUCAAUUAAUGAUGGAAAUUUCCGUGCUAUUCUCAGAUAUAGAGGAAAAGGAGAUGAAUUUUUAAAAAAAAAUCUAGAAAAUGAUUAUCGUUACAAAUACAUUGGGUCCAAAAUUCAAAACGAAAUGAUCAUUGCAUGUGGAGAUAUAAUACAAAAAAAAAUAGUAAAAAAAAUAAAUGAUUCACAAUGUUUUUCAAUACUGGCUGAUGAAACAACAGAUAUCUCAACUAAUGAACAACUAACUUUAUGUGUGAGAUAUUUGGAUACUCAAAAUAAUAUAUGUGAAGAUUUUUUGCAAUAUAUAAAAGUAGACAGUCUUACUGGCAUUUCACUUUCGUCAGCUAUUAUAAAUGGUUUAAUUAGUUGUGGAGUUCAAUGCGAUUUCUAA